Suhomyces tanzawaensis NRRL Y-17324 is the source of this 937-nucleotide messenger RNA. RefSeq names its product thymidylate synthase (gene CDC21). Gene Ontology annotation, molecular function: thymidylate synthase activity. Lineage: Eukaryota; Fungi; Ascomycota; Pichiomycetes; Serinales; Debaryomycetaceae. Gene Ontology annotation, cellular component: cytosol; mitochondrion. The transcript has a single exon. Gene Ontology annotation, biological process: dTMP biosynthetic process. The record is from RefSeq and is a predicted model, not a curated record. Bases 7 to 918 code for a protein of 303 amino acids.
ACCACCAUGACCCAGUCCAAGAACUCCGCCGAACAGGCGUACCUCGAUCUCUGCCAGUACAUCAUAGACAACGGUGAAAACCGUCCUGAUAGAACCGGUACCGGCACGCGCUCCGUUUUCGCUCCUCCACAGCUCCGGUUUGACUUGUCCAACGACACCUUCCCACUCUUGACCACCAAAAAAGUGUUCUCCAAGGCAAUUAUUCAUGAGCUUCUUUGGUUCGUGGCCGGCUCCACCGAUGCCAAGCUCUUGAGCGACAAGGGAGUCAAAAUAUGGGAAGGAAACGGGUCCAGACAGUACUUGGACUCAUUGGGGUUGACCCACCGCAGAGAGGGUGAUUUGGGGCCAGUGUACGGGUUCCAGUGGAGACACUUUGGAGCUGAAUACAAGGACUGCGAUGCAGACUACGCUGGCCAGGGCUUUGACCAAUUGCUGGACGUCAUCAAGAAGUUGAAGACGAAUCCUUACGAUAGAAGAAUCAUCAUGUCGGCGUGGAACCCACCUGAUUUCGCCAAGAUGGCGUUGCCUCCCUGCCAUGUUUUCUGUCAGUUUUACGUCAACUUCCCUGAGAACGCCAGGCCCAAGUUGUCGUGUCUUCUCUACCAAAGAUCGUGUGAUAUGGGCUUGGGUGUCCCAUUCAACAUCGCUUCCUACGCGUUAUUGACCAAAAUGAUCGCUCACAUCGUGGACAUGGACUGUGGAGAAUUCAUACACACCAUGGGUGAUGCCCACGUAUACUUGGACCACAUCGAUGCUUUGAAAGAGCAAUUGACAAGAAUACCUAGGGACUUCCCUAAGCUCCACAUCAAGGCUGAAAGAGCUGACCACAUCAAGACCAUAGACGACUUUAAAUACGAAGACUUCGAAAUCUCCGAGUACGAUCCUUACGGUCCUAUCAAGAUGAAAAUGAGUGUUUAAUAUAUGCGAUCCUAACGAA